AUGGCGAACCUAAAUCAUGCACCGCCAGAAUCAUCUCAUUUGAGUCCAAGGGCAACCACUGACAGUGGCUCCGAUUAUGUCGACGCAGAAGCCAUUUCUCCCAAGGCUGGAUGCUGUGUUGACUGUGGCAGUGGCCGAACACAUUGUGAUUAUGUCUGCAUUCGCAAGCUUGCCGCCAUAGAAUGCCAAUCCGCGUGUGGAAACCAGGAACUUCAGCAGCCUCCUGUGGGUCUCGGUGACCGUUUCGACGACUGCUGUGUACCGUCACAAGUGAGCGCCUGCGCUGGCGACAGACCUGAACCUUCUGAAGGCGAACUGGACCCAAUCCGUAAGAGCGCUGCUACCGGGAAAGACAACUGUUGUGCCGGGAAGGACGGCAAAUCUAUAAGCGCCGGAAAGAAGGAGGGAUGCUGCGCAAAGAAGAAGGAGGUACAACUAAAUUUAUGCAAGAAAGACACUUGCUGCACCAGCAAAGACACAAGCGUGGCGGAGACUAAGGAAGAGGCCACCUGCUGCUCAUUGAACAAAGGGACAACCCUGAACCUGGAGAAGAAAGUAUGCUGCUCCUCGACAACUGCUUGCAAUGAUGCCAUGGAAGAGGAAGACAACUGCUGCACUGACACAGACACAAGCUGCGUUGAUGUCAAUGAAGAUGAAAAUGGCAGCUCCUCAAAUGCAGACACCAAUUCCCACAUUAACAACAAGUCAGCAUGUUGCUCAGCCAAGGCCGAUAAAACUAGGCCGGAAAAUCUACCUGCCAGGUCAGAAAGUUGUACAUCGUCUUUUCGAGGCACCAAGCGCCUGCAAACUGGCACUGAAGCCUGUAAUAGUCAUCUGCAGGACGCAUUGGACAAAUACACCAGAUACCUGGAGCAGGGACUCUGCAUCUGCCGCAGCGUCCUCAAUCGCCUCGACCAGUGCUGUGGAAAACCCAUCUCUCCUGCAACUAAAGACGAGCCCACGUCUUACGCAAAGUCUAGCGCGGUUCCAACGGCCAGGCAAGGCAUCCAUCGACGCUCUGCUAAAGGAGCGUGCAGAGACGUAUAUUACGACCAGAAGACACAAACUAUCAAAUCCACCCAGAGACGAAAUUCAUCCGACUGUUCAGUGAGCCAUCUUGCCGUCAAGACCAUGCCGCAACAGAAAGAGCCGGUAGCUCGAGCUAAGAACCAUGACAUUGAGAUCGAAGCCGCCCGCGAGCACGUGGUCCUCGGAGUUUCCGGGAUGACUUGCACCGGUUGCAGCAGAAAGGUCACCAAUGUACUGCAAAACGUUGAAGGUGUCUCCUCGGUGAAAGUUACUUUUGUGACUGGAAUUGCUGAGUUCGACUUGGACUCCAGUCUUGCGAGCGCUGAACAAAUCAUUCCACGCAUUGAGAAGGAGACGGGUUUCAAGUACUCUAGGAUCGUCAGCACUUACCAGGUCCUGGACGUGCGCAUCGAUCCAGCCAAAGCGAAAGACGCUUGCGCCGAGCUGGGAAAACUUGUCGAGAGUGUGGAAAAGAUUGACAAAACGACCUAUCGUGUCAGUUAUAAUCCAGCCAGCAUCGGAGCACGAACAAUUUUCGAGUCUGUUGCGGGAAUUAGUCUAGCUCCGCCGGGGAUUGAUGUCACCUUGGCCGACGGCAAGAGGAGACUCGUCAUCAUGGGCUGGAGCACCAUACUGGCCGCGCUACUCACAAUUCCGAUCGUGGUGCUCGCGUGGUCCAACACUCCCACUGCCCACUCAACCAAGUCCGUAGUCUCCCUCGUACUUGCGACACUUGUCCAAGCCAUCGCAGUGCCGGAAUUCUAUGUAGGCGCAAUCAAGUCGCUGGUCUACAGUCGAGUGCUGGAAAUGGAUAUGCUGGUUGUUAUCAGCGUCACGGCGGCAUAUGGCUACUCCGUGAUAGCGUUCGCGCUGACACACGCUGGUUACGCUCUGGAGACUGGAGAAUUCUUCGAGACGAGCUCUCUUUUGAUCACUUUGGUCCUUCUCGGAAGAUUUGUUGCAGCCACUGCAAAAGUCAGAGCGGUGUCUGCGGUUUCUCUCCGCUCGCUUCAAGCUGAAAAGGCGCUCCUCGUCACCUCCUCUGGGGACACAACUGAGAUCGAUGCUCGAUUAUUGCAGUUCGGCGACACUUUCCUCGUCCGGCCCCACGCCCGCAUAGUGACCGAUGGAGAAGUCGUUUAUGGUCAGAGCGCUGUUGACGAAUCCAUGCUCACUGGUGAAAGCGUGCCGGUAUCGAAAAGCCCCGGGGAUGGAGUAAUUGCUGGCACUCUGAACGGUUCAACCGCACUCAGUGUUCGCAUUACUCGUCUUCCGGGUAAGAACAGCAUCACCGAUAUUGCCAAUUUGGUUGAAAAUGCUCUGGCAUCGAAACCUCAUAUUCAAGACCUUGCCGACAAAGUGGCCAGUUACUUCAUCCCUUUUGUCAUCACUCUCGCGUUGGUAGCUUUUGGCAUUUGGUUGGGCGUUGCUAUCAAGCUACGUGGCAAAAAUGGAGGCGGGGCUAUCGGCGUGGCGAUUACUUAUGGUAUUGCCGUUCUGGCUGUGUCAUGCCCUUGUGCGCUCGGUCUCGCCGUACCUAUGGUUCUGGUCAUCGCAGGUGGUGUUGCGGCUAAAGCUGGUGUUAUCAUCAGGCAAGCCGAUGCACUUGAGCGAGGCUACAAAGUCACUGAUGUGGUUUUCGACAAGACCGGCACGUUGACCAAGGGAGACCUUACGGUCGUCCACUCGGAGGUGUUUCCGUGUCCAGUUUCUCCCGGUGAAGUCUUGUCUCUCGUUAAGGCACUUAUGAAGGACAAUCAGCACCCAGUUUCAUCGGCAGUCGCGGCCCAUAACGAUGUGAGGUUGGCCGGUGCCAUUGACGUCGAUAAUGUCGUUUCAAAUCCGGGAGCCGGCGUUCAAUGCACCUGGAGGGGCUCUGUCGUCAAAGCUGGAAAUCCAUAUUGGCUCGAGAUUGAUAAUCGACCGCAAGUCGCCAAACUCAUUGAGCAAGGGAUGACACUUUUAUGUGUGACACUUGAUUCUGUCCCUGUCGCUGCUUUUGGCCUCAAAAGCACGAUUCGUGAAGAGGCAGGAUCGGUCAUUGAUACUCUGCACCGUUACAACAUCAAGUGCCAUAUAGUGAGUGGUGAUGGACCUCGAGUGGUCGAGGACGUUGCACAGGCUAUCGGUAUACCUGUCUCCAAUUUGGUAUCCCGUCACAAUCCCAAGGACAAGCAAGAAUACGUCAAAGCACUGAUGUCCAAGGAUCGUGUCGUCCUCUUCUGCGGCGAUGGCACCAACGACGCUGCCGCCGUGGCACAAGCAAACGUUGGCGUGCAGUUCGGGACUACGUCAGAUGUCACGAGAGCAACUGCUGAUGUGGUCUUGCUAGGCGGGUUGGAAGGUGUGCUCAUGCUUCUCAAGCUGUCCAAACGGUCAUUCCGUCGCAUCAUGUUCAAUUUUGUCUGGUCAGCGAUAUACAAUCUUUUCGCUAUUUUGCUGGCAGGUGGAGCAUUCGUUAAAACGCGCAUUCCGCCUGCGUAUGCCGGACUGGGUGAAAUCGUGAGCGUCUUGCCAGUUAUCAUUGUGGCUUUGUCUCUUGCAAGGAAGCAAUACAACAAGUAG
Molecule: messenger RNA, 3594 nt
Organism: Fonsecaea erecta
Lineage: Eukaryota; Fungi; Ascomycota; Eurotiomycetes; Chaetothyriales; Herpotrichiellaceae
Product: copper-translocating P-type ATPase
Exons: 2
Coding region: 1-3594 (1197 amino acids)
Biological process (GO): monoatomic cation transport
Cellular component (GO): membrane
Molecular function (GO): ATP binding; ATPase-coupled monoatomic cation transmembrane transporter activity; metal ion binding
Source: RefSeq, a predicted model, not a curated record